Messenger RNA from Loa loa (African eye worm), 708 nucleotides. RefSeq lists its product as hypothetical. The coding region runs from base 1 to 708 and encodes 235 amino acids. The transcript has 5 exons. The record is from RefSeq and is a predicted model, not a curated record. Lineage: Eukaryota; Metazoa; Nematoda; Chromadorea; Rhabditida; Onchocercidae.
AUGGAAUAUCUGGAGAGAGAUCAACCAAGAAAGCACCGAACUAUCAAAACAAAUCGGAGAUGGGGUCAACAAAAUGACCGAACUAAUACAAGAACUAGACAAGAUUUAUUACGAAUCUCGGCAAGUCGAUUAUAUUGGACGGCCACUUUCUUAUCAUCUUGCACCAUCGCUGUUCAUCUUCUUGGGUUGAGAGUUGAUCCCAAGCUCUGUUCUGUUUCCGGUAUAGUGUUCGUGUUCUUGUCGGCGUUGGUCAGCAUUGGGCUGUUCGUUGCCAUUGUUCGUUUAUGGAGUGAUAACACAGUCAACAGUCAAGCUCGUUUGUAUAGUAUUACCACAAACGAGCAUUGGAAGUAUUGGAAAAAUAGUUUGAAUGAAAUCAUCGAUGGUAUCAGAAACCCCAUGGGUCAUAUUGCGAGGCAACGAAUUGUAAAUGUUUCCGAUGCCCGGUUCUUCUAUUAUAAGGUAGAGUUCCGUGAUUUCUAUACGAUCAGGAAAAAAUCCGAAAGUUUAGUUUUUACAACCAAGCAGACAAUAAAUCCUCUUCGCGUAUCCUCCACGACUGAACCACAAACAACAACAUCUUUGCAUAUCAGCCACCACUGGACAACAAACUACGGUGUUCUUACAUUUGCCGUGGCAUAUCCCCAACCCAACGACUCAUUAACUAACGGACAGUCAAAUUACUAUCAACGACGAGGAAUUCGUUAG